This is a messenger RNA of Arvicanthis niloticus (Nile rat), 378 nucleotides long. Lineage: Eukaryota; Metazoa; Chordata; Mammalia; Rodentia; Muridae. The record is from RefSeq and is a predicted model, not a curated record.
AUGGCGCCGAAAGCGAAGAAGGCAGCUCCUGCCCCUCUGAAAACCAAAGCCAAAGCGAAGGCCUUGAAAGCUAAGAAGGCAGUGCCGAAAGGCGUCCACAGCCACAAAAAGAAGAUCCGAACAUCACCCACCUUCCGGCAGCCCAAGAUUCUGCGCCUCUGGAGGCAGCCAAAAUAUCCUCGAAAGAGUGCACCCAGGAGCAACAAGCUUGACCACUAUGCUAUCAUCAAAUUCCCGCUGACCACGGAGUCAGCCAUGAGGAAGAUAAAAGACAACAACAUGCUUGUGUUCGUUGUGGAUGUCAAGGCCAACAAGCACCAGAUCAAACAGGCCGUGAAGAAACUCUAUGACAUUGAUGUGGCCAAAGUCAAUACCUGA